This is a messenger RNA of Sphaeramia orbicularis (orbiculate cardinalfish), 2113 nucleotides long. It is a transcript of the gene capzb, whose product is annotated as capping actin protein of muscle Z-line subunit beta. Gene Ontology annotation, cellular component: F-actin capping protein complex; cytoplasm. Gene Ontology annotation, biological process: barbed-end actin filament capping; regulation of lamellipodium assembly; cell morphogenesis. The transcript is spliced from 9 exons. Lineage: Eukaryota; Metazoa; Chordata; Actinopteri; Kurtiformes; Apogonidae. The record is from RefSeq and is a predicted model, not a curated record. Bases 223 to 1041 code for a protein of 272 amino acids. Gene Ontology annotation, molecular function: actin filament binding.
GCCCUGUUUUCUGACUGCAGCCUCCUUCCUGUAGCCCGGUUGAGGAAGUGAAUUUCGCUGACAGGGCUGGGUUCAGUGAGGGAGAGGCGAACAAAACAUCUUCCACGGGGGACUAAAAAACAACAAGAGACGAUAGGAGCGAGUAGUUGAGCCACAGUAGAGCUAAGGUUGACAGUCAUCGGUGAAAUCGCGCUCCCCUGCCCCGCUGAGACCGCCGCAGACAUGAAUGACCAGCAGCUGGAUUGUGCCCUGGACCUGAUGAGGCGUCUGCCUCCUCAGCAGAUCGAGAAGAACCUCAGCGACCUCAUUGACCUGGUGCCCAGUCUGUGUGAGGACCUCCUCUCCUCUGUGGACCAGCCCCUGAAGAUUGCCCGGGAUAAAGUAGUGGGGAAAGAUUAUCUACUCUGCGAUUACAACCGAGACGGCGACUCCUACAGAUCCCCAUGGAGUAAUAAGUACGAACCUCCUAUUGAAGAUGGUGCAAUGCCUUCAGCUCGCCUGAGGAAACUCGAGGUUGAAGCCAAUAACGCCUUUGACCAGUACAGGGAUCUGUACUUUGAGGGUGGCGUGUCCUCCGUGUACCUUUGGGACUUGGAUCAUGGCUUCGCUGGAGUUAUUCUCAUCAAGAAGGCCGGGGAUGGAUCCAAGAAGAUCAAAGGGUGCUGGGACUCCAUCCAUGUGGUGGAGGUGCAGGAGAAGUCCAGCGGACGUACUGCUCACUACAAACUCACCUCAACCGUCAUGCUGUGGCUCCAGACAACCAAGACCGGCUCUGGUACCAUGAACCUGGGUGGCAGCCUUACAAGACAGAUGGAAAAAGAUGAGACGGUUGGAGAGUCCUCACCCCACAUCGCUAACAUCGGCCGCCUUGUUGAAGAUAUGGAGAACAAGAUUCGCUCCACACUGAAUGAAAUCUACUUUGGGAAGACCAAAGACAUCGUCAACGGCCUGAGGAGUGUUCAAACUCUGGCCGACAAGUCAGUGCAGGAGGCUCUGAAGAUCGACCUGAUGGAGGCGCUCAAACGCAAGCAUAACUGCUAGAGAUCCUACUGUUCUUUUCUUCUGUCUCUCUGUCUGUUUCUCUCUCUCUCUCUCUCUUCGCCUCAUCUCUGCCACCUUUUCUCUGUUUCUUUACGUCUCUCCCUCCAUGCCUGUUUCAGUGCUGCACUCUUGUUUAUUUGUGGAAAAGAAAAAAGGAGAAAAUGCUUAGCUUUUUAUUUGUUUUUUUGUUCUUGUUUUUCUGUCAGGUUUUGUUUUCAUGCAUCUCAUUUGCCAUGAAGCCAUUCACUCACUCUCCCCUGUCUCUCUCUCGCCCCUCUUUUCUCUCUCUCUCUCUGUCUCUCUCUCUCUCCUCCCACAUUAUUAUGAAUAUAAUUAUAGUAUUACGACGGUUAAUGAUAAUCUUACAGUGUGAGGGUCAUUGUAGUAAUAAUCCCUGAUGUUCUCACAGCUGACGUGACCUCGGCUUGUUUGACAUGGUCGUGCUCUUCGUCCGUGAAGAGGAAUUAGACACAGACUGUGCUGUAAAAGGUGUAAACGUGGCGGGGCUGUCAUUAUGUACAUCAAAUUUAUUUUUUGCACCUAUUUUUGUCUACGGCACCCCCUGAUAUAUUUGUAUAAAAUUAUAACUGUCAGUGUAUCUUUCAUUCUUCUGGACAAUGUAAACCGUGCAAAUACGAGGUGGGCCUUCGGUUUGUGUUUGAAGGUUUUUACUCUUUUUUUUUUUGUUUUUUUUUUUUUAUUUUAUUUUUUUUUCCACUCUGUCCACAUACAUGUGAGCCUGUGGAUGCAUAGGGCCUCAGCCGGUGGAAAUGUAAACUUAUCAAACACGGGGAUGGACUGUUACCUUCACGUUGUCAACCCAACCCCCCCCACACACACACUGUGUAUAACAUGACAGUUUUCUUCCCCUCUGUUCGGCUUAUUCAACUCUUCUCUCUUCUCACCUACUUCGUCUUUGUUGGGGGUCACAGUUUGUCUUUGUGUCUCAGUGGAAACCUUUGUUUCCAUUUUUGGAGGGGAAUCUUUUUGUUGUAUUUUGUUUUUAUUUUGUAAAGCUUAUGAUUCAUAUUGUAUUAGAGCCUCCAGCAACAAUAAAACAGUAAAAAGCUAA